This is a messenger RNA of Colossoma macropomum (tambaqui), 2631 nucleotides long. RefSeq lists its product as uncharacterized. Gene Ontology annotation, biological process: proteasome-mediated ubiquitin-dependent protein catabolic process; negative regulation of translation; protein polyubiquitination. Gene Ontology annotation, molecular function: ubiquitin protein ligase activity; protein binding; translation repressor activity. The record is from RefSeq and is a predicted model, not a curated record. Lineage: Eukaryota; Metazoa; Chordata; Actinopteri; Characiformes; Serrasalmidae. The coding region runs from base 70 to 2631 and encodes 853 amino acids. The transcript is spliced from 2 exons.
CCUGUGAUCAGAAAUUUCAUUGGUGGAGUUCUGAGGCUGGUAAUUAUUACUGAUAAAAAACCUCUCAAAAUGAUGCUCCUUGGAUCACACUUCAGUAGGAAAUCCUUCUCUGGGACAGUAUCUCAGCCGGUGCACAGCAGCCCUGUGCGACUUCCCACUGCAUCUCCAGAGAAAUCUGAUCCUUCGUCCUUAUGCCUAAGCUCACUUCCUACCUGGAUAACACAGGCCUUAUGUGACCUAACACAAGGUGAGCAGGAGCUCCAACGUCUUAGAGAACAACAAACAACAGAAGUGGAUGAAGUGAACCAGAGUCUUGAUUCUGCUAUUCUUGGUGCUCAAAAAGAAGAGCGCCGCCUGUUGGAGAAGGUGGAGAAAGACCAUCGAGAAGCCCAACAGAGAUUACAGCAGCUCAAACGAGAAAAUGCGGCAGCAGCUCGAGUGGGGCAGUCCCUGGUGGAUCGGCAACUGCGAAAGAUGAGCCAACUGAAGGAGCAAAUUCAUAUGUGGGGUAGAUGCCCCAGUGGACCCAACAAGAGUCAGUUACUGAGAGGAGUUCGAGAACUAAUGCAACCAUGGGAGAUCUCACUUUCCCUGAAAAAAGUUACUUUCCAGCCCAGUCCCCAGCCCAAUACCGUUCCCUUUGGAGAGAUUAAUGUGCAGGAACACAGCUUGACUUUUCCAGUUGGUGUUUGUGGACCGCAGGGGCAGAAAUGCGCCAUUCACACUGGUGAGAUGGCACAUGAGAGUCAUGUGGCUGUGUCUGAGCAGAUCCCUGCCUCUUGUAAUGGUGGUGGGGACAAAGAAUCUUCAAGGACAAACAGUGGGAGUAGCCGUGUUGUCAGGAAGAUUCGCAUAUCAACUGCUGAAGAAGAUGUGUUAGGUGAUGAAGUAAAGUUACCCAGCCCCAAACCACGUAAGCUUUGGCCACAUAAGCGAGACACCUCAGAGUCCUCCCAGGAGGAGGAUUUGGAUUCACUUGGCUCUGAUUCACGUGGAGAGGAUCUAUUUCUUGCAAUCCACCCAUUGUCAAGCCAAGGAGAAUCAGAGGGAGAUAGCCCUGGAUCUGGACGAAACGGCAUCAGAAGACGUUCGUUCUCCAGAGGUCACAGGAAACAAAGGACCCUUGUUCCAGUUUCAAGCCAGGAGCCAUCCUGCCCGCCAGAGGAAAGUAGACUCGAGGACUCUGGGAGAAGCCGAGGAUUCCAAAGAGGAAUGUCAUCUCCUGCCACAACUGGCUCAGAGCAUCACGCUCCUAAAACAGAUUAUGCUAGAUCUAAGUCAAGUUAUAGCUGCUUGGAUCUCUCUUCCAAAGAGCAACCACAAUAUGGUGCAACAUCGUUUGCUGUACCAAGGCGAUCCCCUUCUCCAGCAGACAGCGUGGACUCCAGCUAUACCUUCACAAUCAGGUCAGCAAGUAGUCGCUGUAGCUCUCUGAAAGGAGAAAGCCGACAUUCUAUCUCGACAGCUGACCUAUCCACCAGGGAUCGCCCUUUAAUCAAUGGUAAAGAAGAGCAUCAGAAGAGGUUAAAUCAAAGUAACUUGUCAACUCCCAAGUCAAAUAUGGUAGGCUUUAAAAGAUCUGAGACACCUCAAUUAAAAGAUCAGCCUCUGAAAAACACCUCUGAGGGUUCCAACAGAGUAUGCCGGUCUUUGUCCAUGUCUGCAAUAGAAGGGAGAGCUUUGCGCUCAACCAGGAAUGACCAAAAUGGAGACAGAAGAAGAAGAGAACGGGCAGAUUCAGGGCUGCCUAAGGUUGAGGAAGAGAGGCGUACUCUAAAAGUUGGUCAUCUGGUCAAGAAAUUUGGCAAGCAGGGCUCUGGACGCACUGACUUCACUUUGCCCAGUGGAGUUCAUGCCACACCUCAAGGCCAGCUGUUUGUGGUGGACUGUGGAAAUGUCCGAGUGCAGGUAACAGACCUGCAGAGGAAUGUUGUGCAACAAGUGGCUCCACCAGCUUAUGAUGGUAACUCACGACACUGUCGCAACUUCUUCGAUGUUGCUGCUAACUCCAAGGGCCUGAUAGCACUUACAUGUGCUGCGGAACGGGCUCUACUGGUGUUUAACCGCCAUGGCCGCCUCCUCCAGACCUAUGGAGCAUCAGGUUCUCAGCAGGAUUUUGAGGCCCCAAGAGGUGUCACUGUAACAAGGCUUGAUGACUUCCUAGUGGCGGAUAUUCGACGUGGUACAUUAACAGCUCUCAAACUUGAUCCUAAGACAGGAGCCAAGAUGGAGCGCACAGUAGUCACGGGAUUUCACAGGCCUUACCUGGUUGCAGCAUGUCUAACUACAGGCCUGAUGGUUGUGUCCGAGAGGGGCAAUGAAACCGGACGGGCGCCUUGUAUAAGAGUGCUAGAACCUGGUUGGAACACCAUUCGCAUCUUGGGUGUGUGCUCUGGUAUGGGGCCUGUCCUCACAAGCCCUUGGGGUAUUUGUAUUGACACAGAUGGAGAUGUCCUGGUGGCUGACUGGGGCAAGCAGCAUCGUGUGGUGCUUUACCCUGCUGUUGGGGUGGGUCGAUCAAUUAUUACCCAAGGCCUCAGCAGCCCUAGAGGUCUUGCUUUGUUGCCUGAAGGUCAUCUUGUGGUAUCAGAUAGCAUGAACCACUGCAUCAAGAUUUACCGCUAUAAGUAA